This is a messenger RNA of Coturnix japonica (Japanese quail), 4797 nucleotides long. It is a transcript of the gene GABRA6, whose product is annotated as gamma-aminobutyric acid type A receptor subunit alpha6. Gene Ontology annotation, biological process: chloride transport; monoatomic ion transmembrane transport; gamma-aminobutyric acid signaling pathway. The record is from RefSeq and is a predicted model, not a curated record. NCBI's taxonomy places the organism in Eukaryota, Metazoa, Chordata, Aves, Galliformes, Phasianidae. Gene Ontology annotation, molecular function: extracellular ligand-gated monoatomic ion channel activity; GABA-A receptor activity. Gene Ontology annotation, cellular component: membrane.
CCAUGCCAAAACUAGCAGUGGAUUUCUUCCUUUUAAUCUCCCCUAAUGCCUUAUUCGAUUAUUGUCACUGCUCUCCGACCGUGCACCGUCCCUUCAAACCCUAAUUCCCCCACCGAGGCGGUCACAUCGGGCUGAGCGUCGGCGGAACCGGAGGGCGCCCACAGCCACAGCCACCCCCCGCCCGCCCAGCACGGACAGAGCGCGACCGAGGGCUGCGGGGACGGGGCCGAGCCAGCCGGGCUCUGCGUCGUCACCCGGCGGAGCCGCCGGCCGAGAGAGGAAGGAUGAGAGCCCAAACUUGCUCCAGGUGACGGAUCCGAGGGCACCUGAGCGUCCUCGCGCAGACCUGAGGCAUGGCUUUGCUCAUCGCUUGGGUCUGCGUUGCUUUGAGCAUAGAGAAGGCGCUGGGGGGCCAGGGCGACGGGGGGGACCUCUACUCGGAAAACAUCACUCGCAUCCUCGACAAGCUGUUGGACGGCUACGACAACAGGCUCCGGCCGGGAUUUGGAGGAGCCGUAACAGAAGUCAAAACGGACAUCUACGUGACCAGCUUCGGGCCGGUGUCCGACGUGGAGAUGGAAUACACAAUGGAUGUCUUCUUCCGGCAGACGUGGACAGAUGAGAGGUUGAAGUUUGGUGGGCCAACAGAAAUUUUGAGAUUGAACAAUUUAAUGGUCAGUAAAAUAUGGACACCAGACACGUUUUUUAGAAAUGGAAAAAAAUCAAUUGCUCAUAAUAUGACAACUCCUAACAAACUUUUCAGAAUUAUGCAGAAUGGAACUAUACUUUACACAAUGAGACUAACCAUUAAUGCUGACUGUCCUAUGCGGCUGGUGAACUUCCCAAUGGAUGGACACGCUUGCCCUUUGAAGUUUGGGAGCUAUGCUUAUCCAAAAAGUGAAAUAAUUUAUACAUGGAAAAAAGGACCCCUGCAUUCUGUAGAAGUACCACAGGAAUCUUCCAGUCUCCUCCAGUAUGAUCUCAUAGGACAAACUGUAUCUAGUGAAACAAUUAAAUCUAAUACAGGUGAAUAUGUAAUCAUGACAGUUUAUUUCCACUUGCAAAGGAAGAUGGGAUACUUCAUGAUACAGAUAUAUACUCCUUGCAUUAUGACAGUCAUUCUUUCUCAGGUCUCUUUUUGGAUUAACAAGGAGUCUGUUCCAGCCAGAACAGUUUUUGGAAUUACUACAGUUCUAACAAUGACCACUUUAAGCAUCAGCGCACGCCAUUCUUUGCCCAAGGUGUCCUAUGCUACUGCUAUGGAUUGGUUCAUAGCUGUGUGCUUUGCCUUUGUCUUCUCUGCACUUAUUGAGUUUGCAGCUGUCAACUACUUUACCAAUCUUCAGACUCAGAGAGCAAUGAGGAAGGCAGCAAGGGCAGCAGCACUGGCAGCAGCACUAUCAGCAGCAACUGUACCGGCAGAGGACGAGAUUGUCUCGCAUUCUGACUCCAAUUGUAACCUGAAGAAGCGAGUAAACUCUGUAACAUCUCAGGCAGAUCAGUCUCCUGAAGCCAGCAUAGUAUCAAACAGUGCAUCUCAGUGUCAACCUGUGUCUGCUCCUCCACCAGCCCCCCCAGCACCACCACCUGUUGGAGGCACAAGUAAAAUAGACCAGUAUUCUAGGAUCCUCUUUCCAGUGGCGUUUGCAGGAUUCAACCUGGUAUAUUGGGUUGUCUACCUUUCAAAAGACACUAUGGAAUUUUUUGAACCUACUGCAAUGCAUCUUCGAAAUGAUCAUCAGAUCAACUGAAGAACAGCACAGUGCUUAAAAGAAAUCACUGAAGGUCUUGUGGCGUUAAAGUAACUUCAAAAGAAACAAGUGCUCUCAGCUUUCAAACACUGAGUAUUUAUACUGGAUAUCACCUGGAAACAAGCUCUGGACAAAUAAAAGAAGAUCAAAACUGCUCAGAGUUCUAACAAAACUUUGAUUUCUUAUGGUGAUUCUAAUGUAAAAUUUCUUGUUAAAUUAUUUUGUUCAGCAGUCAAAGAAAGGAUUUGUAUUUGUUGUAGUUCUGUUACAAAUAACUGAAUGUUUACAUUGAUACAAAACAUCAAUAAUAGAAUUAUUUCUCUUAAAUGCAGUGAGGAUUAGUUAAGACACAUUGAGAACUGGUAAAAAUUAGCAUUCUCUAGCUGGAAUGCAAGGACCCACACUGAUGUGUAGUCAAAAUUGCCCCCAAAAUAAUGCUACAAAAUCCCAUGAAAGGGAUUUGCAAUCCCAUUGCAUUUUCGUAACAUAUUCAUGGAUCAGAUGAAUGAUGAAUCCUAGUUUUCUGUAAUUUAUCUUCAUUCUCUUUGAUCUGAGGUAAUAUUUGUGGAGGGGGAAAAAAUAAAAGGAACAAAAUAGAAAAGACUGGUUAUGUACUUUAGCUGUUUAGUUAUGCUAUUUUUGUUCUUGUUGAGAGUGACUACGGAAGUUUACAGUCUAAUUACAAGCAAUUUCUGGGCAGCAAUUUCUGGAAGUACAGCAUUGAUGCCAGGGAGUUCUCAUGGUCAAAAGCUGAACUGAUGGAAAGAUGCAGCUACCCAUCAAGCUAAGUGCCAGAAAGUCUUGAUAGCCAGUUAAGGAACAAGUUCUGUUUUGUCAGCUGAUUCUUUGGACCUGCGCACAGCAGACUCCCUGUAAUUUUUCCAGAAGUACAUUUUUGCCAGCAAAUUCAGAGCUGAAAGGCAGUGUGGAUUUUACUUCUCACUCUCAACAAAAGCAUCACAUAAUUUAUCAUCCAUCUCCAAUGUCCUUCUUAAUGACACGAUAAGGAAAUAUGCGCCUCAUCAAAUCAAAUUCAAGCCACCUUUGUUGCAGGUUUAACGUUCACUCAUGGGAACCAAAAGCACACACAUCUUAGAUGUGGCCAGUUAUAAACUGAGGUAUCCUAUCCUAAAAUUAUUAGAAGUAUAAUGUGAAAUGCUGCACUGUUUUGAAAAAGUCAAGGUCUUUUGUCUAAGUAAAUAUCUUAAGUCACUGAAAAGGUAUUGAGGGGUCAGUUAAUCAACCCCAAUAGAUUGUCAAGUGCUCUAUUGGCUUCAUUGACACUAGAAUAAUUCAACUACCUGAUGAGCUAGCUAGCUCCAACUGUUUUUUUCUCAUGUUUCAGAAGAAGGAUGUAGCUUUUACUAUUGUGGUAGCUGCACUGAACACGUGAAAUCACUGUUCUUCAUGUUGUAUGACUUAGUUGCAGACAAUUUAAGUAGACUCGCAUCAAUAACAACAACUGUCUGCACACAGGUGACAUGUUUGUAAUUUGCUUUUUCCUGACUGGCAGCAGGCCAAUACACUUGCACAUAUUUUUUAAGUGCUCUAAAUUCUGCCUUCACUUUACUUUGAAACCAAAAUUGUUGAAGUCUUUCCCAUUUUUAUACCAUAAUUAUAUACAUUUUUUCCAAAUUGAACAGUGAGCAUUGCAAAAUAUCGUAUUUUUAAUUUUUAAAUACAUUUACCAAAAGCAAAUUGUGCUGUAGGUACUCAGAGGUUAUUCUUUUUGAUUUAACCAGACUCAUUCUUACUCUGCAGACUGAUUUUCUACUUUGAAUGAACCAACGUCCAUGAAAGUUUUCAGAAUGCUUUAGAAUUGGUUUUUGCACAAAAUGAAAAAGUUAGGGGGAAAACAAGUUACACUGAAAAAGCUCAGAUUUAUACUGGAUAUUCUUUGCUCAAAAGAAAUUUAAAUAUGAAUUUUACAGGAAAUUUAGAAUUAUUAAACAGUCACUAUUUCCUCAGAAUAUAGUACUUCAAUGUAUAAAAUAAGGAUAAUAUUCUAAUUGUGAAGUCCUAUCAUCACCAGCUCUUGGUGUUCAAUGUAUUUCAACAGGACCACAAAGACUGCAUUUGUAUGUUUGUUUGCUUUCCAGGAGUUUUUAAUGUGGACAAGAGACAGAAGGGUUUGUUCUCCCCAGUUGUUUGAAUAGUAGGAAGGGUUGGUGUAUUUAUCCUAUUAAAUACCUUGUAGAGACAGAGUUCAUAUUCAAUCACAUUCAGCACCAAUAACGCUCAUAAUGUCAAGUUGUAUAUUGGAAUAUAUGAAAAUUAACGUCAGUUCUUAAAAAUCCUGGUUAUGGUAAACAAUAACCAAACAAGAUAUGCAGUAAGAAGAGCAGACAGAUAUAAAUAUAUAUAUAUAUAUAUAUUUGCAUAUACAUAUAUAUAUACAAAUAACACAUUUAUUUAUCUAUUUAAUGUAAGUUAAAGGAAAUUAAGGGAUUUUUUUCCCCAUUAUUUUUGACUGCCUUGCAAUAGGAAGAGCAGGAACUAAAGUUUCUGUAAAAUGGCACUUUUUACUGUGGGAAACAGGACAUUGUGUGGCAGAAGGUAAGCAAUUUCCUUGAGCUGUCACACAGUGGCAAUGUAUUAUUCACCAUUGUCCUAACUUCGUAUCCAUCCCAAUAGAAAGAAUGCACUGGUUUUAGCUCACAACCCUGCAAAACUGUCAGAAUGUGGCUUGAAUUUAUCUUUCAUAUGUUCUGCUUGAACAGAAAUGUGAGAAACACAAGAACUAAGAACAGUUAUAUCAUACUAUAUAGUAGAAACCUCAACUAGGCAAUAAUCUUUAUUAUUGCUGUGGGAUUUUUCUCUCUUCAUGUCCAUUCUUUUUCAGAAUUUCAAAAUCAGAUGAAAAUUCAGAGAUUUAAGGUCUAGAAACUAUGCAAUGGCACAGCAAAUCAUCCACUGCUCUGUUCAAAGACUAGCUGUCACCAGAACCUGAAGCAAGAAUUGGAUAAAUCCAUGAAGUAUAGAUGUAACAUGAACGUUCUCAAUAUGCUUUUCUUAUCAAGUACUGUCAAGUGUUUUGAUAUUUUGA